AUGGAAUCUUGCAAGAAGCCGAAUGAGAUAGAAAUCACAACACCAGUUCCCGAGACCGGGGACCAAGUCCUAACCUUCUCCAUCCUCUUCAUCGUCCUAGCAAUCGCCAUGGUCCCAGCUAUGAUCGGCUUCGCCAAGGCGGUGCAAGACGGAGAAACCGGCUCUACAUCCGAUGCCGACUUCAACAUAGUCAUCCGCGACACCAUCAUGACGAUUCUCGGCGCAACACUAUCAGCCGUUCAGCUAUUCAGAUGGCCGCGCAAAACCAGCGCGUACAAAAUGGCCUGGGUAUUCUCGGGUCUGGCCAUUUCACUCGGCGUCACAGCCAUCAUUGUGUAUCCGCUCGUCAACAAGGCAUACAGUUCGCUUUGUGGAUUUUUCGCACAGUUCUUUUCGGUGGCGUCGUUGGUGAUUUUGGUGUUGGAGGGGCCGGCGUCAAGAGGGAAGGGUGCGCUUCAUAGUAGGACGGAGAAGGGCGGCCCGAGUAUAAUGAGUAAAGAGAAGAAAACAAGGUAG
Molecule: messenger RNA, 516 nt
Organism: Bipolaris oryzae ATCC 44560
Lineage: Eukaryota; Fungi; Ascomycota; Dothideomycetes; Pleosporales; Pleosporaceae
Exons: 2
Coding region: 1-516 (171 amino acids)
Source: RefSeq, a predicted model, not a curated record